Heteronotia binoei (common prickly gecko) is the source of this 2010-nucleotide messenger RNA. RefSeq names its product gastrula zinc finger protein XlCGF57.1-like. The record is from RefSeq and is a predicted model, not a curated record. Bases 1 to 2010 code for a protein of 669 amino acids. Gene Ontology annotation, biological process: regulation of DNA-templated transcription. Lineage: Eukaryota; Metazoa; Chordata; Lepidosauria; Squamata; Gekkonidae. The transcript has 9 exons.
AUGGAAGAAAAGGACCCCGAAGGCCUUGGAACUGGGAAGAUAUCAAAGGAAGGUCGCAAUCGCAUACAAGCAGGGAGUGGUGCUGAAUUCUGGGCAACAGAUGUACCAGAGAACUUGAUUCAGGACCCUGUGACCGCAGAUAUGUGGGGAGGAUUCGUGAAGGUGGAAGCAGAGUUCUCUGAGGCAGAAGCAGCUCCGUCAGAGGAAGGUCAAAGGGCGCAGGCCCAGGAGCGUGCCCAAGAUGCCCCGUCAUGUGGCGGUGAAGAGACUUUAUCAAGCCCUUUUCUUUGCAGAGAAGUGGGGACGGCUGCUCGACCUCUGGUCCAGUCUCCAUUUUCUUUUGAGGAGGUGGCUGUGUAUUUCACCGAGGCGGAGUGGCCCCUCCUGGAUCCAGGCCAAAAGGCCCUCUACAGGGAAGUCAUGCUGGAGAACUGUGAGACCGUGGCUUUUCUGGAAACUAGGAACGUAAGAGACACUACGGUGGAGACAGACAAAGACCUUGCAUCGGACGAAGGGCUGCAGAGUUUCUCUGGCAGACCUCAAGAAACUGUUUCAUUCCCGAAUGAACUGACUGCAAAAGCUGGGAAUGUAAGUGACACUAAGGCGGGGAUGGACGAAGUCUUUGCGUCGGAAAAAUGGCUGCAGAGUUUCUCUGGAAGAUCUCAAGAGACUUCUUCUUCCUUCCCAAAUGAACUGACUGCAGCAGAGGAUUAUCAGAGGAAUGAGGAGGGUGAGGAACAGCAGCAUCUAUCGCCAGAUGAAGUCAAGGAUGAAGAUGUGAGCAGAAGUAUCAGAAUUCAAGGCAGGCCUCAGAGGCAGAAAGUCAGCCACAGGGUGAAGAAGAGGAACACAUCUGUUCCUUGCCAAGGGGGGGAUUUCCAAGGAGUAAUUCACAAGCUGGAGGAAACCUACAAGUGCUGGGAGUGUGGAAUGAACUUCUCAGAUCAAAACCAAUAUAAUGUCCAUUUGGGAAUGCACAUUGGAAAGAAGAACCAUCAGUGCCUGCAGUUUGGAAAGGCCAUGAUUGGCAGCGCAGAUUUCCUUAGACAUCUAAGAACACAUAAAGGAGACCAACCAUGUAAAUGCGUUCAGUGCGGAAAAUACUUCAGAUACAAAUCACAGCUUCUUGUGCAUCAAAAGAUCCACACAGGGGAGAAACCUUUUGCAUGCUCAGAGUUUGCAAAGAAAUUCAGUCACAGUAGCACUCUCCGAAAACAUCAAAAAACCCACACAAUAGAGAAGCCCUUUGAAUGCUCAGUGUGUGGGAAGAGAUUCAACUGGAGUGGUGAUCUCCAGAGUCAUCUACGCACCCACACAGGGGAGAAGCCUUUCGAAUGCUCAGAGUGUGGGAAGAGAUUCAGUCGGAGAAGCACACUUCAGUAUCAUAUAAGAACCCACACAGGGGAGAAGCCUUUUGAAUGCUCAGAGUGUGGGAAGAGAUUUAAUCAGAAUAGCAAUCUUCAAAAACAUCAAAGAACCCACACAGGAGAGAGACCUUUUGAAUGCUCAGAGUGUGGGAAGAGAUUCAGUCAGAGUACCAGUCUUCAGCGUCAUUUAAGAACCCACACAGGGGAGAAGCCUCUUGAAUGCUCAGAGUGUGGGAAAAGAUUCAGUGACACAAACACUCUUCAAACACAUCUAAGAACCCAUACAGGGGAGAAGCCGUUCGAAUGCUUAGAGUGUGGGAAGCGAUUCAAUUGGAGUGGGCAUCUUCAAAAACAUCUACGAAUCCAUACAGGGGAGAAGGCUUUUGAAUGUUCAGAGUGUGGGAAGAGAUUCAGCAACAGCAGUGGUCUUCAACAGCAUAUUACAACCCACACAGGGGAGAAGCCUUUUGAAUGCUCAGUGUGUGGGAAGAGAUUCGCUCAAAAUGCCCAUCUUCAACAGCAUUUAAGAACCCACACAGGGGAGAGGCCUUUUGAAUGCUCAGUGUGUGGGAAGAGAUUCACUCAAAGUGCCCAUCUUCAAUAUCACAAAGCAAUCCACAGAGAUCAAAAAUCUUUUGAAUAA